Molecule: messenger RNA, 1245 nt
Organism: Cladocopium goreaui
Lineage: Eukaryota; Dinophyceae; Suessiales; Symbiodiniaceae
Source: the annotation of a GenBank genome assembly
AUGUCCCCUGCCGUGGGCUUCUAUGUGACGUCGAGAACCAGCUACAGUGGCACCUUUGAGCAUUGCCCCAGCUUUGAAGCUGACGAGGAGUUCCAGGUGCUCCGCUGGAGCAAAGCCGGUUGGUGGUGGGCGCGGCGCUCGCGCGAUGGGCAGCAGGGCUGGGUCUACAGCAGUCAGAUGAAGCCCAAGAUGUGCACGGCGUGCCAUGAGAAGGUGCAAAACCUACCGCCGCCGCAGAUGGAAGAAGAGGCCCUUGAAGCGCCCUUCCCGGAAGUCGAGCCCUGGCCGCCGCUGCCGCCCACAGACGAGGAGGCGGCCGCCGCCGCGGCGGUGUGGCCGCCGCUGCCACCGGGGUCGCCGCCGAAGGCGACCCGAGAGGAGCCCAGUGCACUGGAUGGCGACUAUGCUCAAACUCUGUCUUUUCGUGGUGAUGGCAAAAUUGUCCAGCAGCCACAGCUGAGCGAUCAUGCGCUGAGACAAUGUGAGUACUACUUCAAUUACCAGCAAUGGAUCGAUGGCCAAAACAACUCCACUGCGGGCAAGAAGACGCGUGGUCGGGUCACCGGUGAUGGUGGCUUCAAGCGAAAACGCUAUUCCAUGAAAGUGAACUCCUCCGGGGGACGGGGAAGCGCCUUGGACCUCGGCCAGGCUCGUCUGCGCGUGGAGGGCGAGGAACGCCAAGCGCAGCAGGCGGCCGUACGUGAGGAGCGGCGGCAACGUGUGCAGUCGCUGCGACUGGGAGGUGAUGAGAAAGUCACAAGUGGCACGCUGAUGAAUGUCUCCGCAUUGGAAGAGCAAAGCCGGCUCCAGCAGCAGCUCUUGGACUUGCAGGCGCGCGUCGCUUCUUCGGAGGCGCGGCAGAAGACCACGGAGUCCUGCGAUACCUUCCGCACCGCCACCCUGCCGUUGCUGGCGAAGUUCGGGUUGGAGGAACAGCUGAGUUUCAAGAUUUUGAAGCGCGGAGCACCUCCCCUGGGUGGGGGCGAAGUCAUUUUCAGCUGUCCCAUCACUAAGGGCAUUCAACCCAUCGAGCUGCUCAACGAGGGCAAGGUGAAGCGUGUCCGUGGUGUCGCCUAUACCACCAAAGUCAGCCCGCAGUUUGCCGCUCGUAUGGUGGAUUCGGCACGUGCAGUGCUCAACGAUUUCUUGCCCGACGUGUGGGUUUACACUGACCAUUGCAAGGGUGAAGCCUGUGGGAAUUCGCCGGGCUAUGGUCGGGGAUCCAGAGCUGGAGAUGGACCAUGA